Molecule: messenger RNA, 1767 nt
Organism: Andrographis paniculata
Lineage: Eukaryota; Viridiplantae; Streptophyta; Magnoliopsida; Lamiales; Acanthaceae
Product: cytochrome P450 714C2-like
Exons: 5
Coding region: 33-1580 (515 amino acids)
Molecular function (GO): monooxygenase activity; heme binding; oxidoreductase activity, acting on paired donors, with incorporation or reduction of molecular oxygen
Source: RefSeq, a predicted model, not a curated record
AAUAACAAAGCAUAAGAAUUUUGGACUUACAGAUGGUUGAUGAAAUGAUUUUUCCAGUGUUUGUGAUCCUGUUUGGAUUCUUACUGCUUCGACUCUACGACACUCUCGUCGCCAAGCCGCGAAAGCUGCGCAGAAUCUUGGUUCAACAAGGGAUCGAUGGCCAUCCUCCGAAGUUCAUGCUAGGCAACAUUCUUGAAUUGAAGAAAUCCCGGGAUGAGAUGGAGAAGACGUGCCCUCCCCUCAUCCACGACACGGCCGACUUUAUUUUCUCCUUUCUCGAGCAAAGUAGAAAGAAAUACGGUCCAUUGUACCUGUUUUCGCUCGGAAAUUUGCAAAUACUGUACGUGUCGAAACCUGAUUUAGUGAAGGCGAUAGCAACCUGCACGUCGCUCGACUUGGGGAAGCCGUCUCAUUUGCGGGAGGAUCUCGGUCCGUUGCUCGGGCAGGGAAUCGUGACGUCGAAUGGCUCGAUUUGGGCACGCCAGAGGAAGAUCAUAGCACCUGAAUUAUUCAUGGAUAAAGUCAAGGGAAUGAUGGACAUAAUCACUGAAUCAGCUCACGAACUGGUAGCUUCCUUGAAUCAUGAAAUCGACAAUGGAGGAGCCGUGGAAAUCACAAUCGAUGAUUAUAUGAAAAGAUUCUCCGGCGACACAAUUUCCAGAGCUUGUUUCGGCAGAAACUGCUCCAAAGUGCAACAGAUUUUCCAAAAAUUAGGGCAUCUCUCGAAGAUCAUAUCCACCAGGAUCACAUCUCUCGGCGUUCCCGGAAUUAGAUAUCUCCCGACGAAGAACAACCGGAGAAUCGCGGAGUUGGAGAGGGAAAUCGAGGCACUGAUCAUGGAAACGGUGAAGGAAAGGCAAAUGAGCGGAGGAGGAUCGGAGAAGGACUUGCUGCAGAAACUUCUAGAAAGCGCAGAGAGCAGCAGCCAUUUCGAUUUCGAUUUCAAAUCAAUUUCAAUCCGGCAGUUCAUCGUGGACAACUGCCGAAACAUCUAUCUGGCCGGAUUCGAGACCUCCGCCUCCGCCGCGACGUGGUGCGUGAUGCUGCUGGCUUCCAAUCCGGAGUGGCAGAGCAGAGUCAGAGAUGAGAUUAACGACGUCUGCGGCGGCCGCCGGAGCCCCGACAUGAACAUGCUUCGCAACAUGAAACAGUUGACUAUGGUGAUUCAAGAAAGCAUGCGUUUAUAUCCGCCAACGCCUGUUGUGUCCCGUGAGGCGCUACAAGACAUUACUAUAGGCGACAUCCGGGUGCCCAAGGGCGUCCAAGUUAUGGUUAUGGUUGCGGCACUGCACACGGACACGUCCAUUUGGGGCCUCGACGCGCUUGAGUUCAAACCCGAGAGAUUUCAAAAUGGGAUCGCCGGGGCUUGCAAGAGCCCCAGGGCGUACGUGCCGUUUGGGUUAGGGCAACGAGUGUGUGUCGGGCAACACUUAGCCAUGUUAGAGCUCAAGUUGAUCGUCGCAUCCAUUGUCACCAAUUUCUCUUUUACGCUAUCUCCCAAUUAUGUCCAUUCGCCCGUCAUGAGAUUGUCCCUUCAACCGAACUACGGAGUCAAGAUUUUGGCACGGAAGCUUACGUGAGAUGUCAUGUGAAGCGACGUAAUGAGAAAUGAGUAAAGAUCAAGACGAUGGAUGUUGAAUGUAAUUUGCGGUUACGAAGAAGUUAUAAGGUUUGUUUUUUUUCAGUAUUUUGGUUUGAGGUAUUUAUUUUUGUGUGAGGUAUAAAGAAUCAUGUCGAAAAUGUAAAAAAUAAUCCCUCCGUCCUAAU